AUGUCUAACCAGUCCUUACAUCUGCUAUGCCGAAUAUCCAAUCCGCCGGUUGCCCUCUCUUCUUCCCGUCGCUCUCCCUUCCCGUCGCCCUCCCUUCCCCUCUGCCUCCCUUCCCGUCGCCUUCCCUUCCCGUCGCCUACCCUUCCCGUCGCCCGCGCUUCUGUUCCGUCGCCGUCCGUUCGUCUCGUCCCCCUCCCUUCCGCUCGUCCGCUGCUCUCCCCGUCAAUUUCUCUCCCUGUCGCCCACGCGUUCCCUGUCAAUUCACUCUCCGUCGCGCUCGCUUUCCCCGUCAUUUCUCUCUCCGUCGCGCAUGCUUUCCCCGUCGCCCUGCCAUCCACUGCUCGUCGACCUCGCCUUCCCUCCCGCCUCCCUUCCCACCUCGCACACAAGUCACCCUACGUGUUCUCCCCCUACUCCCUCUUAUCCCUCCCGCUAAUAAUCGCCUUCCUUCCCCCCCCCUUCCCUUCUUCCCCAUGUCCCCUUCCCUUCUUCCCCAUGUCCCCUUCCCUUCUUCCCCAUGUCCCCUUCCCUUCUUCCCCAUGUCCCCUUCCUUUCUUCCCCAUGUCCCCUUCCCUUCUUCCCCAUGUCCCCUGCCCUGCAUUCCUGCAGGGUCUCCUCGCCCGCCGCCCCACUUUGCUCAACCCCGACAUUUCACUGCCUUGCUUUCUCCCACUGCCAUGCUUGCUCUCACUGCCAUGCUUGCUCUCACUACCAUGCCCGCCACCCCACUUUGCUCUCCCAUCUGCUGCCACUUCUGCUAGUGCGCUCCUCGCCCUUCCUGCUGCCCAUUUAUUCCCGCCCCGCUACUUCCCCUCACCCCACUGCGUUCAUGACAGAGUCUAUUCCCCCUCUGCUUCCCCACUUCCCCUCCACAGUCUAGUGCACAUGGUGGGAGCAUGA
Closterium sp. NIES-65 is the source of this 900-nucleotide messenger RNA. The record is from the annotation of a GenBank genome assembly. Lineage: Eukaryota; Viridiplantae; Streptophyta; Zygnematophyceae; Desmidiales; Closteriaceae.